ACUGAGGGGAAAAUCACUGACUUUAUAAAAUGAAACUUUUUGCGUAUUUCAUUUUUGUCUUUCUGUGUUCAGUUGCCUGCGCUGACGAACCAGAAGAUAAGUUUUCAUACGAGUCCAAACUUUUGGAGAAAGUGAUCCGCAUGGAGAUAAAGAUGUCACAGAUAGAGCAGGUGCAGGUACAGACGCGGACCAUGUUCGAUAACCUCUUAACGAACGUCACGAUGACCUUGGAGAACAGAACGGCCGAACUGGAUGUCUUGAAAGAUCACAUGGGCUUACCUCUGGUAGCGUUUUAUGCCUACGAUCCAAUAGAUUACAGUCUUGACACGAACCAAAUUCUCAUACUAAGCAACAUCACAAUGAACGAAGGGGGUGGAUAUGAUAACGUUAUCGGCACCUUCAGGGCACCUGUUGCGGGACUGUAUUACUUCGCAGCGCAUGUUUGCACCUCCUCAGGGAUUGGAUUCUACUACGAAAUCGUGAAGGAUCACGGAAUGAUUGCCAAGAUUACGAAAUUUAACAAGGUGCAAUACGAUUGUGGCUCUGUCAAUGUCAUCACCAAGAUGGAAAAGGACGAACGUGUAUGGAUCAAGUGCACAAGUGGCAACACCUCCCAACAACUGUAUACACAUAUCAGUCAUGCUAAAACGUCGUUCCUUGGCAUUCUUAUGCAUAAAUAA
Molecule: messenger RNA, 680 nt
Organism: Mya arenaria
Lineage: Eukaryota; Metazoa; Mollusca; Bivalvia; Myida; Myidae
Product: complement C1q-like protein 4
Exons: 2
Coding region: 30-680 (216 amino acids)
Molecular function (GO): protein binding
Source: RefSeq, a predicted model, not a curated record